AGUUAGGAACGCCUGCUGCUAACAGCUAUUUUGGCAACUUUUUGGCGCGCUAAUCUACGCAAACUUGAAGAACGGGAUUUUUAUUGUCUGCAUCUAAAUGAAUGAAAGAAUCACAAGUGAUUUUUACUAUAACWAUUAUUCUAGAGAAUUUUAGCCGAAGAAUGUUCACAACGUGAUUGCUGCAUAGUUGAUUUGAGGCGGGAAGUUGGUCAAMGUAAGAAUGGCCUCUCCAUCGUCUUCUACUAGAAUAAGCAACGAAGAUGACGAUAAUACAAUUGCUGCUUUGCAGUCUUUUUUAGAAGAGCACCACCUCCGAGACGUGAGACAUAUCCUUUUACAAGAAGAUGUAUCUCAGCAUUACUCGGUCACAGUGAAUACCUUGGAACUWUUUGACAGCAACAUWCAYAUUAGUCAGWGUCUUUUAGCCGAACCAACCAAAACACUACCUCURUUUGAUAGUGCUCUUGCUCAAGCAGCUAUGACAAUUAUGCAGGAUACUGAUUCUCCYUCAAAUAUGUCGUUUAAACCACAUCUUCACAUAAGACUGUCSAAUCUACCUGUUUGCCCAGAGCUAAAGAGAAAUACCAUUCCUAAGUCAUCAGAUAUCAACAAGUUCUUAGCCAUCUCAGGAACUAUCAUCAGAGUGUCAACAAUCAAAAUGUUGGAGCAUGAAAAGGAAUAUAUUUGUACACGCUGCAAGAAUGUGUUUUCAGUUAAAGCUGAUUUGGAGCAGUUCUACAUCAUACCAAAACCAACCAAAUGUCCAUCCCCAGGCRAUUGUGACUCAAACAARUUUUCCCUUCUUUCUGAAGCAGGUACAAUGCCAACAAGAUGCCGUGAUUACCAGGAAAUUAAGAUACAAGAACAAGUSCAAAAGCUUGCAGUGGGAACAAUCCCRAGGUCCAUGUGGGUYGUGCUUGAAGACGACCUUGUGGACUGCUGCAAGGCUGGUGAUGAUGUCACUAUUUGUGGYGUUGUGAUGAGAAGRUGGAGACCAACAAUCCCUGAGGUCAAAUGUGACCUUGAAGUCAUCAUCAAAGCCAACCAUGUUUCAGUYAACAAUGAACAACGGUCAARUAUCGUYCUCACAGAUGAAAUCAAGCAAGAAUUCAAUGAAUUUUGGAUGAGAUACAAGGAAAGACCUCUUGUUGGAAGGAACCAUGUUCUUGCAAGCUUUUGUCCUCAGGUGUAUGGCUUAUAUGCAGUAAAACUUGCUGUUGCUCUAGUGCUGAUUGGAGGGGUACAGAGAGUUGAURAUUCUGGUACACGUGUACGAGGRGAAUCACAUAUGUUACUUGUUGGAGAUCCAGGAACAGGCAAGUCUCAGUUUCUCAAGUACGCUGCCAAGGUAGUCCCGCGGUCUGUUCUUACGACUGGUAUUGGAUCUACCAGUGCAGGUCUAACUGUAACUGCAGUACGUGAUUCAGGGGAAUGGCAAUUAGAAGCAGGGGCUUUGGUAUUGGCUGAUGGCGGGCUAUGCUGUAUUGAUGAGUUCAACAGUAUACGUGAACAUGAUCGAGGCAGUAUUCAUGAGGCUAUGGAACAGCAAACUAUCAGUGUGGCCAAAGCUGGGAUGGUUUGUAAGCUAAGUACACGGACGAGUAUUCUAGCSGCUACUAAUCCUAAAGGACCCUACGAUCCAAGCGAGUCUCUCAGUGUUAACAUCGCUUUAGCCAGUCCUCUACUUAGCAGAUUUGACCUGGUCUUUGUUCUUCAUGAUGCUAAAAAUGAAGAAUGGGAUAAAAUCGUAUCUUCGUUCAUUCUUGAAGGCAAAGGACUUCAUUCGUCUACAGAUAACGACGAGCCAUUGUGGAACAUGGAGCGAAUGCAAGCGUAUCUAUGCCACGCCAAGACGUUUCAACCGACGCUAACUGAUGAGAGUAACCGGGUUUUAAGUCGUUAUUACCAUAGUCAACGGCAAGCAGAUUCACGAAGUGCUGCUCGGACAACCUUGAGACUUCUUGAGAGUCUUAUCCGCCUAGCACAAGCUCACGCUCGACUGAUGUGCCGUCAUGAAGUGACUAUACAAGAUGCUAUCGUAGCUGUUACCUGYGUUGAAUGCUCUAUGCARAAUACCGCCUUGCUUGGAUCAACCAAUGCACUUCAUACAAAAUUCCCUGACGAUCCCGAGGAGGAAUUCAAAAUYCAAGCAGAGCUCAUUUUAAAGCGACUGAAAUUGAGCGAUUUAUUCGAAACAUUGAUUUCAAAUAACGAUAAAAGUGAGAAUGUUGYUGAWUYACGUGAGGGAAGUUCUGGAGGAACGCUAAUCUGUGAAAAUGAAGAAGAAUCUCAAAAUAGUGUUCAAAAUGAAGAUAUUCCAAGUCCGUUGGUGCAAGCGUUUGAUCUCGAUGAAAGUGUUGACUUAGUAAAUUCAAACACGAUAGUUAGUCGUUCUGCGAACGGAAUUGAAAAUGGUUGCARCACUGUCCCUGUUGUUCAAGGCAACCAUGAUCAAGAAAAUCCAGAACGCUUAACAAUUACAAGUCAAGUCCCUUCUCCAUCAUCACAUUUAGAAAGGCAUACGUCUAACGAGGGAAAUAUUACAGACAAUAUUCCAGUUCAAGGCGAACAUUCUUCAUCAGAAUCUYGUCAAAAUAACUGCACCACACAGACAACUUCGACAAGUGCGAAGCAAGACAAAUCUUUAAGCAAUACUGAAUCGAAAGGUUCUUAUAAUAACAGACUUAUUAGCCUCUUUCGGAARUCAGCCCCGGCUCCUCCAACACAAAGCCAAGUUACAUCUCCAUCAAACAAUACAUCAACAAGUCAAUUGUCAAACAUGACUACAACAUCACAAACAAGAUCAACAGCAAGGACAUGCAUCUUCACUACAGAUGAUAUCAGUGAAGACGAUUUAGAACUUGAAUGGCCGCCGGGAGAUUUUUUAUCGAAUAUUCGAAAAGACAACUCCCAUCAAAGUGAAGAUAUGAUGAAAAGAAUGAAAAGAUUGUCAAGUGAUGACAGGGAACCUUGCAAAAAGAAAAAGAGAGACGAUUAAGCUUCAGAAUAACAUUGAAAAAAACAUCAGCUAUUUUUUUUCGUUUUGUUGUUGGUUCAGUUGUUUUCUGGUCGUUUGUGUGUUUUGUAAAUGGGGGUUAGUCAGGGGCUGGUCUUCUGKCUUGGUUUGUUGAUUGUAUGUAUGUAUAAUAAGUAGUUGGUUUGUCGGUACUCAUUGGUUGGUAAUCAUGGCCUCUUCCGUAGGUGUCUUACUACUCUUGGGCUCCAUGUCAAUGGAAAAAAUCGCGCACUUUAAAGGUUAUUAAUUUGAUGUARAUAUAGUGAUGUAAGUGUCCAAAAUGAUGUAAAUUUAAUGUAAGUGUCGCCUGUGGAAGAGACUACAAUUGUAGUUCUGUUACUAUCCUUAAAAUAUGUAUUAACGAUAGCAUGAACAAAAAAAGUCAAAUAAAGGACUCUUUAAUCAGCGUCAAUGCUCAAAUAUUUGAGUUUCAUUUCUAUGUAUAUCAUUUUCCCACUGAUGAAAAAUUCUAUGAAUUAAUCGUCAUCAUCAUUAUUAUGAUUAUGAUUAUUAAAGAUGACAUUUAUACAAUUGAAUUGAGCAAAAAUUACUAAAUAACACAAUAAACCAUGCAGUUAUCGUGUGUUAUCAUGGCCUUGUAUCGGUUUUACUCAGUUAAGAUUUUAGUUUUCGGCUAAACGCCUUGAUCAACCUUUAAACCUUCUGCUUGAGAUUGAAACUGAAUUCGUUUGCUCGUUUGUUUUUUAGCUGAUUGUAUUUUAUAGCCGUUUUGAGUGCCGUUARAUAGAACAUAGAGAAAAAAUAGUGGACACAAAAUAUUAAUUAAGUUAAAAGUCAAUGCGAGUUUCUUGUCGAUUUUUGAAAGAAAUCACAACAGCGCACGCGCACGCACUAUAAUCCCACAUUGAUCACCURAUAUGUACGUCACAGAGUCCUUUUUUUAUC
Exaiptasia diaphana is the source of this 3922-nucleotide messenger RNA. Its product is annotated as DNA helicase MCM9. Gene Ontology annotation, cellular component: MCM complex; nucleus. The transcript has 8 exons. Gene Ontology annotation, molecular function: ATP hydrolysis activity; single-stranded DNA helicase activity; single-stranded DNA binding. Lineage: Eukaryota; Metazoa; Cnidaria; Anthozoa; Actiniaria; Aiptasiidae. Bases 221 to 2998 code for a protein of 925 amino acids. The record is from RefSeq and is a predicted model, not a curated record. Gene Ontology annotation, biological process: double-strand break repair via homologous recombination.